GUCGGCAAAGCAGACAGGAAGAUAUCCCAGGCCGCUACAGAGGGGAAAAAUUUUAACGGCUGGAAAGGAGGUUUCCAGAAGAGACAUCACCUUCUCAUGAGACAAGGAGUACUGUGGGGAAGGGACAGUACUUUUCCUUGGGACGUCCUCUCAACGUGAAAGCACCGGUAUCAGCAGUUUACACUGACAGACACGCAGACAAUUACUAACAACAGUCAACAUUUCUGCUGCAGCAACAUGAAAUCCUUGCCAGCUUUUGCUCUGGUUUCCAUGUUCCUCGUCUGUGCUGUGGAGGCCAGAAAAUAUGUCACAGUCAUUGAGCCAAACUGUGAGAAGUACAGAGAAAUGUUCCCAGCUUGUCCACUGAACUUCCGGCCUGUCUGUGGAUCUGACGGUGUGACCUAUGACAAUGAAUGCAUGCUCUGUUUCAUUAACUGGAAACUCAAGGAAGAUGUUGUUAUUGAGAAGCUUGAAGAAUGUUGAGCUAAAUCUCACAAGAAUCUAAGCAGUCUCCGGGUAACCAGGACAUCUGUGAAUCCAAAUCACAUCAAUUCUCAUCAAUUCUAGUUAAUCACCAUUUGUUUGCAAUGAUUAGCCAAGUAGACUAUUUACAAAAUGUUGACAUUUUACUAAAAAGUUUUGCACUGUGAAACAAUACAAUGUACAAUAGUUUAACUAUUUAAGUUAGUGAUGUUCACACUGGUCCUAUCCAACUCCUCUUUUCUAACAGCCAUAAUAAAUGAGUCUUUGCACCUCA
Callorhinchus milii (elephant shark) is the source of this 757-nucleotide messenger RNA. RefSeq names its product trypsin inhibitor ClTI-1-like. NCBI's taxonomy places the organism in Eukaryota, Metazoa, Chordata, Chondrichthyes, Chimaeriformes, Callorhinchidae. The record is from RefSeq and is a predicted model, not a curated record. The coding region runs from base 238 to 483 and encodes 81 amino acids. Gene Ontology annotation, molecular function: protein binding; serine-type endopeptidase inhibitor activity. The transcript is spliced from 6 exons.